Messenger RNA from Anopheles cruzii, 1352 nucleotides. It is a transcript of the gene RabX6, whose product is annotated as ras-related protein Rab-14. Lineage: Eukaryota; Metazoa; Arthropoda; Insecta; Diptera; Culicidae. Bases 188 to 817 code for a protein of 209 amino acids. Gene Ontology annotation, molecular function: GTP binding; GTPase activity. The transcript has 2 exons. The record is from RefSeq and is a predicted model, not a curated record.
UCGGCAGGUGUUUUUUCAAACACUAUUGCCGGCCGGAAGAAGCAAUCGGUUAAAUAAUUGCAGCAGCAGAAUUAAAUGAGUCAUAAAACGGCUCUGGGUGAGUUCUGUGCCGCAGCAAUUCCGUUCAGGUCUUCGCGAAUACUUCGAACGUUUUCCUAACGGAGAAAGCUAACAACGGGCGUCGCAAAUGAUGGCAUCGGUGCGAAUACCGGAGCAGAAAAUCAUCCUCUGCGGGGAGUAUGGCGUCGGCAAGAGCUCCAUAUUUCGGCGGUUUGCGACCAACAGUUUCGUUACCACCACCGAUCGGAAAUCUACCCUCGGGUUGGACCACUUCGCUAGAACGUAUGGUGUUGGAGACAAGGAAAUUAAGCUUCAACUCUGGGACACGGGCGGUAUGGAACGGGUUGCUUCGGUCACCUCCAGUUACUACAAGUUUGCCGAAGCUGCCAUCCUGGUGUUUGCGUUGGACAAUGAAUCCUCAUUCCAUGCGCUCUCGCAGCACAUGCUCGACGUUGUGUCCUAUGCUGAGAAUGCCAAAAUAUUCCUGGUAGGAAAUAAGGUAGACAUAGAAGCAAGUGGCGAUCCACCCGUAACCGAUGCAGACAUGGAAUCGUUUUGCGAGCAGUGCCAAAGUCUGAUAAGUGCGACGUACAAAACGUCCUGCAAAACGGGCGAAGGCCUAGAGGAAAUGUUUCGCGACAUUGCAUCCUCGCUAGUAGAAUCGAACCGCUCCCGGCUUGAGCUGCAGGCACUCGAGAGUCACGGUUUCAAGAUUCACCCACCGGACGAGGUGACUGACCCGGGAUGCCUGUGCUAGUAUAUCUAUUGAUGGAGCUGGAGCAGCGUUUACUCUCGACUUUGCUGCACUCUCGGUUUAGUUCGCUUCCCAGAAGCCAACAGAUCUUCACAUCAAGCCAUUCUUCAUUUGAUCAUCGAACUUUAAACAACCAGCGGAUCUUCUAGCGGUUGCCUUCCAUUGAGUGAAACCGUCCUAGCAAAAGCAACGUUGGAACACACGGGAGUGCUAUUCGCUGUGCGAGUAUUUCGCUUGCCAAGCUAUGAGAACAAACAUUCAACAAAGUGCCAUCAAACGACGAAGAAAUCAGGUGCGGUGAUGACGAUGAGGAGAUAAUUCAAUUUAUUCCACCUACAGGAACAAUCGUAGAGCAGCCAGGAAUCUGCUGCAUUGCGCCACGAGCAAUCAAGCUAACCAGUCAAAGUGCGUUUUAGUUGCUUAUAGGGCUUCUAGUAGGGCUAGUGUAGCGUAUUAUUUAAUCCGUCGAUAUUAUGUAUUUAUCGUAACACAUUAUAAGUUUUUCCGUAAGUUUAAAAUGCACUAAAUAAUCAAAUUC